AAUGUUCAGGUAUGGUUUAGUUGGAAAUAUUGCCACUUAUGGUGGUAUAGCUGCAAUAUUUGGAUAUCUAGGUAUGAAUAUUUUGAUAAAUUCAGGUUAUGAAUUAAAUAAUAUUGUUGAAAUCUCUCCUAAAAUAGACGAUGAAGUAUUCUAAUGGUUUAUUUUAGUUAGCUUCUUAAGUUCUUAAUUCAAGCAAAUCACCAAAUAUUUCGAUUGAUGCUAAGACAGACAUGAGAAGAGCUGCAGCCAAAUAAAUUUUACAAGACUACCAACGUAAAAAGAAGAAUCCUGUUGAAGUAUUUGAAUAAAUCGAACAAAAAUAAUCCAGAAAUCCUCAAUCUAAAGAACCAGAUAUUUGAUU
This is a messenger RNA of Paramecium pentaurelia, 361 nucleotides long. NCBI's taxonomy places the organism in Eukaryota, Ciliophora, Oligohymenophorea, Peniculida, Parameciidae. The record is from the annotation of a GenBank genome assembly.